Malus domestica (apple) is the source of this 612-nucleotide messenger RNA. The record is from RefSeq and is a predicted model, not a curated record. Lineage: Eukaryota; Viridiplantae; Streptophyta; Magnoliopsida; Rosales; Rosaceae.
AUGGCGUCCAACUUAGUGCAGCUCCAGGUUCCCACAUUGAAGAAAGAAAAUUACGAAAGAUGGUGCAUCCAAUUCAAAGCAUUGUUUGGAUCACAGGAGCUAUGGGAAAUAGUUAGUAGUGGGUAUGUUGUACCCACUGCCGAGCAAGAAGCCGCAUAUACUGCAGACCAAAGGAACAUUCUCAAGGACUUACGAAAUAAGGACCAGAAGGCGCUGUAUUUUCUAUACCAGGGUCUGGAAGAUUCAACGUUCGAGAAGGUUGCAGAAGCAACAACGAGCAAGCAAGUAUGGGACACACUCAGUACAAUCUACAAAGGAGUAGAUCGAGUCAAGAAAGUGAGGUUACAGUCACUUCGAGCAGAUUUUGAAACUGCUCACAUGAAUGAAGGGGAGAGCAUCUCCGACUAUCACUCAAGGCUCAUUGUGAUAGUAAAUCAGAUGAGGAGAAAUGGCGAGAGACUCGAUGAAGUACGAGUUGUGGAGAAGAUACUCCGAUCACUCACAUCUAAGUUUGAGCAUGUGGUGACUGCCAUUGAGGAAUCCAAGGAUUUGGAGGCGAUGAGCACAGAGGAGCUACUAGGAUCCCUCCUAGUUCAUGAGCAACGCAUUUAA